CCCCCUACUUGAGGCACCACCCCUGCGCACGAACACACAGCACGGACGCCAAGAACGAUUGAAGAAGCGUGAGUGGGAGUUGGGAGGCAGAGCCGGCCAGUGGGGGGCGCCGGGAGGUGGGGGUGUGCUGCCAGCGACCGAGAGUUGGUGGUGCUGCGCCGGCCGCCGGGCAGGGACGGGUGGUGGUGCCUUCUCGGUGUGCGGCAGCGGAGGCGGCACCGGCGCAGUGCCAGAUCUGCGACUCCGCCGGCGGCAGGCCACCAUUCCCGAGGCUCCGCAUUGGAUCAGGAUCUGGCAAUCAACAAGCAACCUUGUCCAGUUUCAUCAGUUACGGCCCCCUGCUGUCUUCACCUUCCUUGUUUGUUGUUGCUUUCUGGUGCCGUCAUUGCCUGAUGAUCACUGCUGGUGACGUCUCUCUCGCACUCGUCUGCUGAAGUUGACGAGCGCAGAAGAAAACAAGAGAGAAGCAAUAAAGCCUGCAUUGUGGCAGCUCCCCCAGUUCAUUGGCCUCAAUUCCUCUGUAGGUGUCCGCUAUGUCUCGCAACUUGGAGAGCCCAGUGCAGACCCAGAUGGCAGUUUCAGCCUUGGACCGAGCUCUUAGCAGUGAGUACCCCACCAAGAGUAGAAGCGAAGCCAGGGUAGGAAGAUGGAAACGUCUCUUUGUCCAAACGGACACUGGUUGUGUCCUGGAUGUUCAACUGGAUCGUGGUGACAAUGUGCACACUGUCAAAAGAAGGAUGCAGGUGGCCCUUAAUUUUCCCACCGAGGAGAGUUCUCUGGUAUUAGGUGAUCGUGUCCUAAAAAAUGAUCUCAGCACCAUCAGAAAUGAUUCCCCAUUGCUUCUCACCAAGAAUUCCAUGCAUCGAAGCUCCUCCACACCAUGCAUGUCUCCUACGGGCAAUGAUCUCCAGCAGCAAAGAGAUAAGGGUCGUUCAAUUGAACUGCUAGUAUGCCCAAGCCGUUGCUCUCGAACAAGGCUGCUUGUGAAGGAUGUUGCUAAGGCUAUAAGAAAAGGUGUGGAUCCAGUACCUGUCAGUGGCGGGCUUGGUGGUGCCUACUAUUUCAGGAACAGCAAAGGUCAGAAUGCUGCAAUUGUGAAGCCAAAUGAUGAGGAGCCAUUUGCUCCCAACAACCCAAAAGGUUUUGUAGGGAAAUCCCUUGGGCAGCCAGGCCUCAAAAGAUCAGUUAGAGUUGGUGAGACUUGUAUUAGAGAAGUUGCUGCCUACCUUCUGGACUAUGAUAACUCUGCUAAUGUCCCUCCGACGGUUCUCGUUAGGAUUUCUCAUCCUGCGUUUCAUAUAAAUGAAGGAGUCAACUGUGCUAACAAGAAUGUUGUUGAGGGUGGUACUCAAGCUGUUAGCAAGAUUGCAUCAUUUCAGCAGUUUAUUCCUCAUGAUUUUGAUGCCAGUGAUUAUGGCACCUCAAGCUUUCCUGUUUCUGCUGUCCAUAGGAUUGCUAUUCUUGACAUCAGGAUCUUCAACACUGACAGACAUGCUGGAAAUCUGCUGGUAAGGAAGCAGACUGGAGCAGGAAAAUUUGGGAAUCUGACUGAGCUUAUUCCUAUUGAUCAUGGUCUCUGCCUUCCGGAGUGUUUGGAGGAUCCUUAUUUUGAAUGGAUCCACUGGCCUCAGGCAUCAGUCCCAUUCUCUGAGGAUGAGCUCGAGUACAUAGAAAAUCUUGAUCCAGUGAAAGAUGCUGACAUGCUUCGCAUGGAAUUGCCUAUGAUCCAUGAAGCAUGCCUGAGGGUACUAAUACUCUCAACCAUAUUUCUGAAAGAAGCCACAGCAUUUGGUCUGUGCCUUGCAGAGAUUGGGGAGAUGAUGAGCAGGGAAUUUACUGGAAUGGAAGAUCAGCCAAGUGAGCUAGAGUUUAUCUGUAUGGAGGCAAGGAGGCUAGCAACAGAACAAGAUGACAAUUCCUCAGAACAUGACUCUGGUGACGAGGAUUUAACUCAAUUUGAACUCGAUAGUGAAGAUCAUGAAAUACCAAAAGAACCAUCUGCCCAUCAGUUUGACAUUAAGCGGGGAAACUCCAGAAACCAACUGUCUAAAUUGGAUGAGGGUGAUGAUGAUGAUGAAGAAGAAGAAGAAGAAGAAGAAGAGGAGGAGGAGGAAGAUGACAUUGAGGAGGUAGAAAGCGAUGCAGGAAAGUUAGCUAGCCCUAAGCCUGUUAAUAAGUGGCUGGCUAACAUUUCGAAGCUGUCAACCUCACUGAAGGGUGUCAGUCUAACAGACAAAACCCAGCGUCAACUGUCUGCUGGUCCUAAGGUUGUGGAUUCUGUGAAAACUUCAAAGAGCAACAGCAACAACAAUGGCUCUCAACUUUGUAACUGGGGGAGUGCAAAUGAUAUGCUCCCGGCAAGUGUGAGCUUCGUCAAGCUGGCUGACAUGGGACCCGAGAUGUGGGGGCUGUUCCUCGAGAAGUUCCGGGAGCUGCUGCCUGAGGCAUUCCGCUCACGCAAGUGCAGCGUGACAGCGCAAAGGGCAAAGCAGAGACUGGGCACUUCUUGCCAGUUUUGAGUUAGCGCAGGACUAGGGAGGUGAGCACCUGUUCAGCUGCUGCUGUUUGCUGUGGCUUUCUUGCAGGUGUUAAGCUAUGCCGUUCUAGAAUAAAGCCAUCCUUCACGGGAUUGCGAUAGGGCUUGAGGGAUUGAGCGCCUGAUCCAGAGGUCCAUGUCGUGAUGAUGGCCUUGCUCUGUACAUAGUUUUCUUUUUCUUUUCAUUUUCUAGCUAGGCUUCUACCUUCGAGACAUGAGUUGCUUGAAGGAAGUUGGGAUGCAAUGUCUGCCCCAGUUCUUGGCCGCCCAACUCUUCCGCUCAUGAUAUGCAUUCAAAAGUUCCAUUCAAAUAAACAUUAAGCAGAAAGUUUCUGAUGUGGUAAUUAAACAUUGUGACAGACCUCAGAUGAAUGUUAAAGCUCAAUUUACAAUCA
This is a messenger RNA of Setaria italica (foxtail millet), 2931 nucleotides long. RefSeq names its product phosphatidylinositol 4-kinase gamma 5. Lineage: Eukaryota; Viridiplantae; Streptophyta; Magnoliopsida; Poales; Poaceae. The transcript is spliced from 2 exons. The record is from RefSeq and is a predicted model, not a curated record. The coding region runs from base 534 to 2519 and encodes 661 amino acids.